Molecule: messenger RNA, 1201 nt
Organism: Trachemys scripta elegans
Lineage: Eukaryota; Metazoa; Chordata; Testudines; Emydidae
Exons: 3
Coding region: 1-684 (227 amino acids)
Source: RefSeq, a predicted model, not a curated record
AUGGCCAUGGCCACCUUCAUCUUUAGGGCCCUGCUAGCAAGAGGAGAGAGCAAAAUCCACCGGCUCCCCUGCCACCCCGGCACCGGCCACUCCUUUCCAGCCCAAGCCCCGGUGGGCCCUGCGCACAGUUCGGAAGGCAGGAGCCCUGGAGAAACAGAGCUGGCCACGCCGGCAAGUCAAGCAAACAAACAAGCACAGGAUUUAAAUACAAACCACCACCCGAGCCAGCAGCACCCUGGCAAACAAGGCCGCUCAGCAUCUGCUGUACCUGUUCCCGCUGCCUUCAUCUCGCCUUGGAACCGUGACAAGAGAGAAGCGUCGCCUCUGGUGGGCUCUCUCAGCCUCGGGUCUGCAACCCUGUGCAGGAAGUUGGCACCGAUCCCAGGCUGCUGUGAAGAGAGGCCGCGGAGCAAGCAUCACAUUUGCAAGGUCUUCACCAUCUCUUGUGGAAUCCUGCAACCUGUACAAAACUCUCAUGGGACAUUUCCAUCUCCAGAGCGGCAGGGACAGACAAACACACUGCCCAGCACAUGUACAAACCUCAGUGAGCUUCACAUCUGGGAAGAUGCGGCUGCCUUUGCUUCUCCUCCACAUCCCGGCUCCCCCUUCCCACACUGCAGAGCGGAUUCAUCGCCGCUUUCACAGACGACAAAAGUGACGAUUAAAAGGGCUGGCUCCUUAUAAUCAUCCAUUAAACCUUCUCAAAAUCCUAAACUCUUUGCCAUUUCAAAGCUGGUCUUUCUCAGGAGGAACAAUGGGACUGGGUAAGUCUAACAGGAACCACCUGGCUUGGUGUUACUUGUUUUGGGUAGUUUCCCUCCAACGCUACCAUGGGGACGUAUUUUGCCCCGAUUCCUAAGCUGGACUUGCCAACCCUGACAGAGAAACCAGCCACCCUCCCUCCAGGACACCUGAGCUGUUCCCCAGCUCCAACAGACACCACCAGGCUUAAGCAACAGAAUCCCAGGUUUCCAGUAGUAUUUCGUAUGAGCUUUAGGCCUGCUCUACACUACACCGUUAAGUCAACACAAGGAACCUUACGUUGACCAAGUUGUGGAUGUGUCAUUUAGAAGAUCAGUCUCUUCUAGAUGACUGACCACUUGGGCGGGUGCUUAAGACAGAUCUUGUUAAGAACAUAAGAACGGCCCUACUGAGUCCAUCUAGCCCAGUAUCCUGUCUUCCGACAGUGGUCAAUGCCAGG